AUGCGCUUUUCGCGGGUAUCGCUCAUUCUUGCCGCAGGGUCCACUAUCAUACCAUACGUCAGUGCAUGGGGAGCGGUAGGUCAUGAAGUCGUCGCGACAGUCGCUCAGAUGCAUCUGCAUCCUUCAGUCAUGCCCAUUCUGUGUGACAUCUUGAACUACAAAGGGGACUGCCAUCUCGCUCCGGUUGCUGCCUGGGCGGACAAGGUCCGUGGUUUGCCACAGUAUAGGUGGACAGGCCCCCUUCACUAUAUUGGCGCAACGGAUGACUAUCCUAGCGAGACUUGCCUUUUUCCGGGAGAGAAAGGCUGGGAGGGUAGAAGGAAUAUCAACGUGCUUAGCGGCAUAAGGAAUACCACAAGUACUCUGGAGAGUUACAUGGGCCUGCGCAAAGCUGGCUUGACCACUGCGAGCGAUGAAGAUGCAGCACAAGUCGCACUCAAGUUUCUCAUUCACUUCGUCGGGGAUAUGCAUAUGCCAUUGCACCUCACAGGACGUGAUCGAGGAGGGAACGGAAUUAAAGUCUCAUUUGACAGUCGUGUAACAAACCUUCACUCUCUCUGGGAUGGCCUCCUCAUAGCCAAAAGAAUCCGCACAAUACCAUCCAAUUAUACCCGCCAUCUGCCACUUCCCGAAGUUGAGACUCACCUUCGGGGUACUAUUUACGACCCCUAUAUUCGCCGUAUCGUAUGGGAAGGCAUUAUGGGCAAGUACGAGAACGAGCUCGACUCAUGGCUUACGUGUCCCGCCGAACCCUCCGUCCAACUCCUCCAAACUCACUGGGAGCAAUGGUUAUCUUGGACUUUUGGGCGUCGCACAGGGUCUUGGAUUGUGGGGUCGCAUCUUACAGAUGGAGGUUUGAACACCGAUGAUGAAACCUUGUGUCCAUACCAUUGGGCAACUCCCAUUCACGCUCUGAACUGCCAGAUCGUGUUCCCGAAGGCCUUAGAUGAACCACCAUACAACCGUGUUUCCUUCUCUGAGGGUACUCACGAUCAUGCCUGCAACUCAUCCAAUCAAACUCUUGAAGUCCACUGGCUCACCAGGCCGAGGAAGAAUCCAUACCUCGAGCUCGACACGCCCGAGUAUUCCGGGGCAAUCGAGGAUGCAUGGAUUGUUGAGAAGCUGAUGUCUCAGGGUGGUAUUAGGCUUGCAGCUAUUCUCAAUUGGCUCUUCGCAGAUAUGGGGGACUCGACUAUCUCAAAUAGAACUUAUAUCUUGUAA
Messenger RNA from Suillus bovinus, 1221 nucleotides. Its product is annotated as phospholipase C/P1 nuclease domain-containing protein. The record is from RefSeq and is a predicted model, not a curated record. The transcript is spliced from 3 exons. Gene Ontology annotation, molecular function: endonuclease activity; nucleic acid binding. The coding region runs from base 1 to 1221 and encodes 406 amino acids. NCBI's taxonomy places the organism in Eukaryota, Fungi, Basidiomycota, Agaricomycetes, Boletales, Suillaceae. Gene Ontology annotation, biological process: DNA catabolic process.